AUGAUGAUGGAGAUGAUGAUGAUGAUGAUGAUGAUGAUGAUGAUGAUGAUGGAGAUGAUGAUGAUGGAGAUGAUGAUGAUGAUGGAGAUGAUGAUGGAGAUGAUGAUGAUGGUGGGCAUGGCAAGGUCAGUGAAGACUGUGAGGACGGUGAUAGCGGACGCGAAGUUAGGAGGGAAGUUGUGCCAACUGAUGAAAGAGGAGGAGGUAGAGGAGAGAGCUUCAGCAGCGGUGUGCAACCUUGUGCUUGUCUUCUCUCCCGUUCGGGUUGAGAUCGUCCGGCAUGGCGGCAUCGCCAUCCUCGUCGCCCUCCUGCGCCGCGAGCAAGCAGAGGACAAGAAGGAAAGUCAGCCGGAGAGCAGCUGGGAGGGAGCAGCAGAACAAAGACGACAAGGAGGAGGAGGAGGGGCAGCUCUCAAUGCAGUGUGGGGGCUAAGGAACUUAGUGUACAUGAGCGAAGAGGAGACGAAAGUGAAGGUGCUCGAGCAGUUGGGAGACUUGCUGCCCUCUCUCCUCUGCACCAAGACCCACAGCGAGCUGUUCCUACAGCAGGCGCUUGGCCUCAUGAGAAACUUUGCGCACGCGAGGAAGGAAGACGCGGCGCUGUUGCUCGAGCAUGUCAGUCGAAACUUCACCGGCAACCAAGACAAGUGGCAGGAGAACUUUCUCGCAGCAGUCGCCUCCUGCAUCGCCUCCUCCACGUUGCUCGCGUACGAAGCCAUGCUUCUCCUCAACAACCUUGCUGCUCACACAGUUGAAAUGCGAGGAGCGAUACUGGACGCCUCGUUCCUCCUUCAGGCCAUCAACGCUGCCCUGUUGAAGAGCUCGCAGGAGGGCAGGCUCAGGAUCGCUCUCGCCCUCCUCCUCUUCCACCUCCUCGGGCUCGGCAACUCGCGCAUCCUCCGCGACUUCGACGCAGAGAUUCUCCUCAACUCGUCGGUGCUGGACAAACUUCGACGCGAGGGCCUCGCUGAGAGGUUCAGAGGGAGCCCUUCCUGGCGCUCUCCUCUCCCCGUCCACAUCCGGUGA
Guillardia theta CCMP2712 is the source of this 1026-nucleotide messenger RNA. RefSeq lists its product as hypothetical. Gene Ontology annotation, biological process: proteasome-mediated ubiquitin-dependent protein catabolic process. Gene Ontology annotation, cellular component: GID complex. The record is from RefSeq and is a predicted model, not a curated record. The coding region runs from base 1 to 1026 and encodes 341 amino acids. Lineage: Eukaryota; Cryptophyceae; Pyrenomonadales; Geminigeraceae. The transcript has 6 exons.